Messenger RNA from Raphanus sativus (radish), 1239 nucleotides. RefSeq names its product LOB domain-containing protein 10. The coding region runs from base 189 to 1118 and encodes 309 amino acids. The record is from RefSeq and is a predicted model, not a curated record. The transcript is spliced from 3 exons. NCBI's taxonomy places the organism in Eukaryota, Viridiplantae, Streptophyta, Magnoliopsida, Brassicales, Brassicaceae.
CCGUCAUUUGUUCCUCAGUUUCUAUCGAUCCUCACGGUUCCUCAGGCACUGUACUGGGCAAAUCUCUGUCUUUUAUUUAUCUUCUCCUUCAAUCUCUCACUCCAAAAAUCCAGUAACAUCAUCGAAGACUCAAAGAGAAAGGAAUCAGUGAUCUCGAACGAUCGUGCCAGUGUUUAUCUUGAGAGAGAAUGGCUUCAACACCUUGUGCAGCAUGCAAGCUCUUGAGAAGAAAGUGCACUCAAGAAUGUGUUUUUGCGCCCUAUUUUCCACCAACUCAGCCUCAAAAGUUUAUAUAUGUUCACAAAGUCUUUGGAGCAAGCAAUGUGACCAAGAUCCUCAACGAUCUCCCACCACCAAACCGAGAAGACGCUGUUAAUUCCCUCUACUAUGAAGCCGAGGCCCGUAUCCGUGACCCUAUCUAUGGAUGCGUUGGUCUCAUCUCCUUCUUACAACAAUGUCUCAAGAAAAUCCAACAAGAUCUUGUCACUGCUAAAGAAGAGCUUGCUGGUUAUAUUGGACCCGAUGCUGUGAAUCCGCAACAGCCUUAUCUUCCUCCUCUAGCCAACAAUCCUCCUCCCAAUUUCAUGAUGGCUAUGGAAGGAAUGCCACAUGGAGUGGUCCCUCAAGGAGAGCCGUUGAUCAUACGCGAACCAAACAUGCCUCAGCACCAACAUCAACCGCAAGAUGAGCAGAUGCAACUCAUGGGUACUGAUGCACAGAGAAUGGCUGCAAUGAUUUUGGAGAGAGGAGAUCACCAACAAGAGAUGUUCAAUGGUUACGGGAUAGACAACAAUGGGUCGGUUACAGCCACAGGGUAUAACCAGAUGGAUGUGAACGAUCACACGGCUGGUGGGUCGUUGUCUGGACCAUCUCUUGCUUUAGGAAGCUUUGGUGAUGCUUAUCAAAUGGGUCACGAGACAGAGCAUCACAUCAGUCAUGAUCAGCUUCAGACACAGCUUAUGCUUCAGCCUCCAUUACAGGAAGGCCAAGAGCAAAAUGAAGGACAGUUUCUGAUGCAGCCAAUGGGACAAGAGAAUCUCCAUGAAGAAGAGGAUGAGGAAGAGCUUGAGCCGCCGGUUAAGUGGAGGAAAUCUGACAGCAAGGAAGCUAGUUAUUGAUUAAAACCAAGAAAAUAAGACAUUUUCAUUUGAUGGAUAGUUACUCUUGAGGGUCUAAGUUGCUUUUUUUUUUAAAUUUAAUAAAUGGCAUUAUUCAUUGAUUAAUGUUAGCAUCGACAGA